CUAACUGCACCGGUGUGGGAACUGGGAACACGACGGAAAAAUGUGUUUAUCAAUGCCCUCUACGGUUAAAUAAAAAAUCGAAAUUUUCUACUCUGUGAAGUGCUCCGGUGUGGGAAGCAUUUCUGAUUGUUCUCUUCAUUCCUCCCCAUUGUUAAUAAACAAAUUAAGGAUAGAAGACGAGAUCUUCAACCAUGUCGGAGCUUUGUUCCACACUUUCCCUCUUCACGGCCCGCACUCCCUUCUGUUCUCUUCCAACCCGCUCCCUAAUUCCGACCUCCGUCCGCCACCGCCGUCGCCCCUCCCUGAAUUUCACCCGCCGGCGUUGCCUUUCAACCGCAGCUCGGUCUUACCGCGAAUUUGAAACGGAUGCUGAUGAAUUGCUUGAAAUGGAGGGGUCUGGCGUUGAAGAAGAGGAGGAAGACAGCCUCGAUAUCGAUGCCUUCGAACGCGAAGCUGACCAGGCUGUUCGAGAGUUCUCCCAGUCUUUAUCUCGGCAACUAAGAAUGGAGGAUGAAAGACUUGGAGCGAAAGAAGCACGGGAGCAGAAAGGAACCAAAAGUACCAUAGGUCGGGUCCCAGAUCGUCUCCUUCCAAAGGUUGUGAUUGUUGGCAGGCCAAAUGUUGGGAAGUCAGCAUUGUUUAAUAGACUUGUUGGAGGGAAAAGGGCCAUUGUGGUCGAUGAACCUGGGGUUACCCGGGACCGCUUAUAUGGAAGAUCGUUUUGGGGAGAAAAUGAAUUUAUUGUCGUGGAUACAGGGGGCGUUCUUACUAUCUCAAAGUCUCGGGAUGAAGUGAUAGAUGAGUUGGAUAUCUCAACAACUAUUGGAAUGGAGGGGAUUCCGCUCGUAAUCCGGGAUGCUGCUGUUGCCAGAAUGCCUUCAAUGAUUGAAAGACAAGCUACGUUUGCUGUUGAAGAAUCAUCUGUCAUCAUAUUUCUUGUUGAUGGACAGGCAGGUCCAACUGCUGCCGAUGAAGAAAUAGGGGACUGGCUGCGUAAGAACUAUUCACAUAAGUGUGUGAUUCUUGCUGUUAACAAAUGUGAAUCUCCACGUAAAGGAAUCAUGCAGGCAUCAGAAUUCUGGUCUUUGGGGUUCUGUCCACUUCCAAUAUCAGCUAUAUCUGGGACGGGAACUGGUGAGCUUUUAGAUCUUGUUUGCUCUGGAUUAGAGAAAGUUGAGGGCACAGAAGUUCUUGAGGAUGAAGAAAAAUGCCCGAUUUCAGUUGCAAUAGUUGGUCGUCCAAAUGUGGGGAAAAGCAGUAUUUUAAAUGCCUUGGUUGGGGAAGACAGAACAAUUGUUAGUCCCAUCAGUGGAACUACACGUGAUGCUAUCGAUACAGAAUUUACUGGAUCAGAUGGACAGAAAUUUUGCCUCAUUGAUACCGCAGGAAUAAGGAAAAAAGGAGCUGUGGCUUCAUCUGGAAGCAUAACAGAAGCUUUAUCAGUAAAUCAAGCAUUUCGUGCAAUUCGGCGUGCAGAUGUUGUGGCUCUUGUUAUUGAGGCUAUGGCUUGCAUAACUGAGCAGGAUUGGAAGAUUGCAGAGAGGAUUGAAAAGGAAGGAAAAGGUUGCGUCAUUGUUGUGAAUAAGUGGGACACAAUUCCCAACAAAAACCAGUCCACUGCAACCUACUAUGAGCAAGAUGUUAGGGAGAAGCUUCGUCUUCUUGGUUGGGCACCAAUUGUAUAUUCAACAGCAAUCGGAGAGCAUAGUGUUGAUAAAAUCAUUUAUACUGCUAACAUCGUUGAAAAAGAAAGAUCAAGAAGAUUAACCACGUCAAUAUUGAAUCAAGUAAUAUGGGAAGCCAUGGCCCUCAAAUCACCUCCAAGGACCCGAGGUGGGAAGAGGGGUCGUGUAUAUUAUUGCACUCAGGCUGCUAUUAGGCCACCUACAUUUGUCUUCUUCGUGAAUGAUGCAAAACUUUUCCCUGAGACAUACCGACGGUACAUGGAAAAGCAGCUGAGAUCAAACGCCGGGUUCUCAGGCACACCUAUUCGGCUUCUCUGGCGCAGCAGAAGGAAAACUAAAGGUUGAUAGUUCGUAUAAACACCCAACAGGUGUUUGUGGGGAUCUAACUUCAUCAUCCUCGCAUAUUCAUAGGAGGCGAUGAUAGAAUUCCUAGUCAUGUCUUUUAGUGUUUUUGUGUACCAAAAGGCAUAAAUAGCGUUCUUGUGUACUGUAGAAUAGAACACUGUUUGAGAAAAUGCAGGGAAAGUAAAAUUCUUAACAUUGAGCUACCCUGUACUGUGUUUGAGAAAGGGCAUACAAGAGUUCUUAUGGAACCAUUUAAAUUAGUGAAAUUUGUGCUAAAUAAAACUAAAACAUAAGU
This is a messenger RNA of Cuscuta campestris, 2325 nucleotides long. Lineage: Eukaryota; Viridiplantae; Streptophyta; Magnoliopsida; Solanales; Convolvulaceae. The record is from the annotation of a GenBank genome assembly.